This is a messenger RNA of Bipolaris sorokiniana ND90Pr, 877 nucleotides long. RefSeq lists its product as uncharacterized. The transcript has a single exon. The coding region runs from base 7 to 789 and encodes 260 amino acids. Gene Ontology annotation, molecular function: catalytic activity. Lineage: Eukaryota; Fungi; Ascomycota; Dothideomycetes; Pleosporales; Pleosporaceae. The record is from RefSeq and is a predicted model, not a curated record.
AUUUAUAUGUUCUUGAUCGAUAAAAGCAAGUUAGCGUAUCGCAAUCAAAAUCCAUCAUCCUCGAUCUUUCAAUUCGAAAUUCAGCCAUCAUCUUCUCGAAUUCGACUCGCUAUGUCAGCCAAUAUCGAGACAACAAACCCAGCACCAGGGAUGCUAGUUUCCAGACUCCUAUCCAUAAUCCAAGAAAGCAUUAUUCCCCUCACACGACAAGGAGUCUCGAGCGGUUCCAAGCUCUUCGGUGCAGCUAUCCUAUCUCGCAAGGACCUCACACCCUACACCCUUGCCACAAACAAUGAGCGCGUCUCCCCGCUCCUCCAUGGUGAAAUCAACUGCAUCCAACAAUUCUGCAUGAUCGACUUUCCAGACCCAGCAACGCGCCCUCAUCCAGCAAAGGACUGCAUUUUCCUCGCCACGCACGAGCCCUGCUCGUUAUGCUUGAGCGGUAUCACCUGGGCCGGUUUCAACGAGUUCUACUAUCUUUUCACGUACGAAGAUAGUCGAGACCUGUUUGGGAUUCCGUACGACAUCGACAUUCUACAGAAAGUGUUUAGGGUUAAGGGAGAGGGGGAGAGCGAAGAACAGGUUCAGAAGAGGCAAUUGUACAACCGGAAGAACAAGUUCUUUACUGCGAAGAGCUUUGCGGACGUGGUAGGUGAGGUUAGUGAUGAGAGCGAGAGGGAGAGAUUACUCAAAGAGAUUACGAGGGUAAAGGGUUUGUAUAACAGUUUGAGUGAGACGUAUCAAGAAGGAAAGAAGGCGGGGGCUGAAAGCUCGAGUGUUUGGAAGUAAGGAAACAGGCAAUCAGUGUUACGAUGCAAAUAAAUUAUUAUGCAGAGGGUAUGUGUUGCUAAUGGAGAAUUGAUCACUAUUAUUUCCC